CUUCCAGUCAUAUUCAAACAAGAUCUGCAGAGCCAGGAGGUUGAAGAGGGGGACAUUGUUACCCUGCACUGUGAGCUUUCUAAACCUGGGGUCCCUGUGGAAUGGAGAAAAGGAUCACAGGUGCUGAAGUCUGGAGAAAAGUACCAGAUGAAGCAGAAAGAUUGCAGUGUGGAACUCCAAAUCUGUGAUUUGAAACCUGAAGACACAGGAAGCUACCACUGCAGGACUGGAGACACAGAGAGCUCAGCAUGCCUGAAAGUCAAUGGUAGGAUGAUGAAGACCUUUUCACUGCUGCCCCAUUCUUCACUAGCACAUAAUUUAAACUGGAGCACCACAUGUAUUAACAAAAAGGCAAUAAACAAUUAGUUAAAGUUAUGCAACAAAACAGCUAUCUUGGAAUAAUGCCUACCAUUUUUGAUUCAAGCUUUUUUGAUCUGUAGACUUAUAAUUAAUCUUUUGGGAUUUCUAUUUGUCAGCUCUCCCCGUCAUUUUCACCAAAGAGCUGCAGAGCCAAGAGGCUGAAGAGGGGGGCAGUGUUACCCUGCAUUGUGAGCUUUCUAAACCUGGGGUACCAAUGGAAUGGAGGAAGGGGGAGGUGGGUCUUUGCCCCUGUACCAAGUAUGAAAUCAUCCAGGAAGGGCACAGCGCUAGGCUAGUCAUCCAAAACUUAGACCCAGAAGACUCAGGCAGCUACACCUGUGACAGUGGUGACCGGAAAACCACAGCACAGCUUGCUGUGAAGGGUAGGCUGAGAAAAAAGUAUUCUGUUUUAGGUGUUGUGAAACAAAAUUCCCUCAUGUAUUAAACAUAUUUUGUGGUUUAGGGGCACAAGUUUGCUCUCAAAACGUUUCACUAUCUCACCUCUCCCAACUUUUACCGUUCCUACCUAGCCCUGUCCGUUUACUUCAAAACUCGACUACAGAAUCUAAAGUGGGACGCAGGUGAGAUCGCCAUCCUCCGCUGUGAGAUCACCAAGCCUGGGGCCAGCGUUGUCUGGAGCCGGGGCGACAGGGUCCUGGAGUCUAACAACAAGUAUCAGCUGAAACAGGAAGGGGCCAUUGUGAAGCUUAUCAUCUAUAGCCUACAAGGGGCUGACUCUGGGGAAUAUAUCUGUGACACAGGUUACCAGAAGACCUCCUCCAUGCUCACUGUACAGGGUAGGGGACAAGAUGAAAAUCUGCUAUUGUCUUCUGCCAUUCUUCUUAAUCAUUCUCGCUCUACACACCUCUUGAAUCAUGGCACUAAUCUUCUAAUUCACUCUAUACCUACCAACCACUUUCCAUCCUGAGUGAUUCCCACAAGACUAAUGCCACGCUAGGCUUUAGAGGACCAAAGGCCUAAAAGGGCACGGAAUUAAAGCUUGGUGAUCUUCAUACUUUUCCUCAGUCACUUAAUGCUUCCUAUAUUCUUCAUAUCCUUCACACAUCUUCCUCUGCACUUCUACCGCCGUAACCAUUCCACCUGAGCGCUCUGCUGUUAAGGACAAUGGUCUGUCUCACACUUCCAUUUCGUCUGUUUUCUGUGUUGACAGGAGCAACCUUGUGUCUUUUUCACAACCUUACUCUUAACAGUUGUCUCUGUACUGUAACUGUACUGAGUGUACAUGGGAAGGUGCCUUAUUUCUGUUGGCACCUAACCAUUAACACCCAUAUAGACACUAGUGGUCCUUUAGAGUAAGAUUCACAUCUAACCAGUAACACAUGACUGGCUUUAUCAAACAGAGUUGGAGGUGACCAUAGUGAAGGUCUUGAACAGCUGUUCGGUGCACGAGGGGGAGGAUGUCCACUUUGAGUGCCAUCUUUCCCACGAAGAUGCCAAGGAGGUCCAGUGGAAGCUUGCGGACGUCCCUCUGCAAAACAAUAAAAUGAAUCUGAUCCGUGCCCAGGGCAAGGUGCACAGCCUCACCCUCAGGGGGGUCACCCAGGCUGACUCAGGCACAGUCACCUUCACCGUGGGUCACCAUACCUCCACUGCCAGCCUGACCGUCCGAGGUAAGGGGCCAAAACCUGUGUUAUACCCUGUCUGUUUAAGAUAAGGGGUGCAUUAGGCCUAUUUUAUAUAUACAGUACCAGUCAAAAGUUUGGAAACACCUACUCAUUCAAGGGUUUUUCAUUAUUCGUACUAUUUUCUACAUUAUAGAAUAAUAGUGAAGACAUCAAAACUAUGAAGUAACACAUGGAAUCAUGUAGUAACCAAUUUUUUUUUGAACAUAUAUGAAAAUAUGUUUUAUAUUUGAGCCACCCUUUGCCUUGAUGACAGUUUUGCACACUCCUGGCAUUCUCUCAACCAGCUUCAUGAGGUAGUCACCUGGAAUGCAUUUCAAUUAACAGGUGUGCCUUCUUAACAGUUAAUUUGUGGAAUUUAUUUCCUUCUUAAUGCGUUUGAGCCAGUCAGUUGUGUUGUGACAAGAUAGGGGGGUGGUAUACAGAAGAUAGCCCUAUUUGGUAAAAGACCAAGUCCAUAUUAUGGCCAGAACAGCUCAAAUAAGCUAAGAGAAAUGACAGUCCAUCAUUACUUUAAGACAUAUGGAACAUUUCAAGAACUUUGAAAGUUUCUCAAGUGCAGUCGCAAAAACCAUCAAGCGCUAUGAUGUAACUGGCUCUCAUGAGGACUGCCAUUGGAAUGGAAGACCCAGAGUUACCUCUGCUGCAGAGGAUAAGUUCAUUAGAGUUACCAGCCUCAGAAAUUGCAGCCCAAAUAAAUGCAUCACAGAGUUCAAGUAACAGACACAUCUCAACAUCAACGGUUCAGAGGGGACUGUGUGAAUCAGGCCUUCAUGGUCGAAUUGCUGCAAAGUAACCACUACUAAAGGACACCAAUAAGAAGAUGCAACCUGCUUGGGCCAAGAAACACGAGCAAUGGACAUUAGACUGGUGGAAAGUUGUCCUUUGGUCUGGAGUCCAAAUGUGUGACGCGGUGUGGGUGAACGGAUUAUCUCCGCAUGUGUGGUUCCCACCCUAAAGCAUGGAGGAGGAGGUGUUAUGGUGUGGGGGUGCUUUGCUGGUGACACUGUCUGUGAUUUAUUUAGAAUUCAAGGCACACUUAACCAGCAUGGCUACCACAGCAUUCUGCAGCGAUAUGCCAUCCCAUCUGGUUUGGUCUUAGUGGGACUAUCAUUUGUUUUUCAACAGGACAAUGACCCAACACACCACCACGGGGGACCAGUAUGAAAAUUUAUGCACUCACUAACUGUAAGUCGCUCUGGAUAAGAGCGUCUGCUAAAUGACUAAAAUGUAAAUGUAUAGGCUAUUUUACCAAGAAUGGGGGUGAUUGAGUGCUGCAUCAGAUGACCUGGCCUCCACAAUCCCCCGACCUCAACCCAAUUGAGAUGGUUUGGGAUGAGUCGGACCGCAUAGUGAAGGAAAAGCAGCCAACAAGUGCCCAGCAUAUGUGGGAACUCCUUCAAGACUGUUGGAAAAGCAUUGAGAGAAUGCUGGUUGAGAGAAUGCCAGGAGUGUGCAAAGCUGUCAUCAAGGAAAAGGGUGGCUAUUUGAAGAAUCUCAAAUAUAAAAUAUAUUUUGAUUUGUUAAACACUUCUUUGGUUACUACAUGAUUCCAUAUGUGUUAUUUCAUAGUUUCGAUGUCUUCACUAUUAUUCUACAAUGUAGAAAAUAGCAAAAAUAAAGAAAAACCCUUGAAUGAGUAGGUGUGUCCAAACUUUUGACUGGUACUGUGUGUGUAUGUAUUAUAUAUAUAUAUAUAUAUAUAGUCUAAGGUAAAAUAUAUAUAGACUCUUAUACAGUGAGUCUGCUGAUCAGUACAAACCCUUUUCCAUUCUAUCCCAAUACUUGGAUCCAUUCUUAAUUCAUUGUAAAACCUAACUUUACGAGGUAAGGGUUACAAGUCUGUUGAUCAACUCUAAUCUUUUCCCAUUGUACCCGAUACCUGGAUCCCUUUUGUCCAUUCCAAACCUGUUUCAUAGCCUGACCUUCCAAGGUAAAGGGUACAUGUACUGUAUAGUCUGAGGUAAGCAGUUAUAUAAUAUAUGUAUAAUAUGAGUCUCGUAAUCACUCACCUUUUACUAGACCUAACCAUUUUACCUUGAUACCCGGAGUCCAUUCCAAACUCAUUUUACAGCCUGACUGUCCAAGGUAAGGGGUGCAUAUACCCAUAUAAUGAAAGUAAAGGGUACAUAUACUGUAUAGUCUGAGGUAAGGGGUUAUAUAAUAUAUGUAUAAUAUGAGUCUCCUAAUCACUCACCUUUACUAGGCCUAACCAUUUUCCAUAAUACCCCAAUAUCUAGAGUCAUUCUGGAUCUCUCAAUUCAUGGUCAUCUUGUUGUGGACAUCGAUUGGUAUAGCAGUGUAUGCCAUUGGUAGGCCACUUGUUCAUUUCACUCAACAUUUUUUUACAAAAUAGCAAGAAACAAGAAAUCUCCCUGUUUUUGUCCUUUGAGACCAAUGCUAUUUGAAACCUAUAGUGGAUAAACAUUUUUUCUAGCAAAAGCUUUUUAAUGUUGUAUUGUUGUUUUAUAUGUUUCCUUUCAAGAUAUUGGAUGUGCUUGGAUGUCCAUCCCAUCCGUGUCCGCUCCCUAAACAGGUUAACGUCUCCAUCCAUCCUAACCUUGUGGUGGUCUGUAUCUAUCUUGCUGUGUCCCGGCAGGGGCCCCUGUGGUGUUCAAGAAGGAGCUGGAGAGCCAGGAAGCAGUAGAGGGAGGCAGUGUCUCCCUGACCUGUGAGAUCAGUGCUGAGGGCAAGGUGACCUGGAGAAGGGGAUCUGUGCUCCUCACCCAGGGGGAGAAGUAUUCCAUGGAGCACACAGGUUCUACCUACAUCCUGAUGGUUCACAAGCUAAAGGUCGAAGAUGCUGGAGAGUACACCUGCGAUACCGGGGAUAAGCAGAGCACAGCCACCCUAACAGUCAAAGGUAAUGAAGCUUGGCUGUAUUCAUGUCUGUCUCUGCUGGUUUGCUGUGACCCUACAUUAUCCUCUGCUUUCAUUCUGUGUGCCAACGGACUAAGAACUUCCUUCUUAAUGUUAUUUUACUUGGAUUUUGUUGUAGCCAAACUUGUAGUAACCUGUUUUUUAAGUGUAAUGUGUGAGUAAGCGCAUAGUUUUUGGGGUAACAAUAACAUUUUAGUUGAUCAUGAAAUAUAGGUUUCGUAAUCAAUGUGUGUUUUUGCGUUUGAACCGCAAUCUAUUUGCCAUGUUGGGGACUACAGAAUGUAUUUGUGUUGGUUUUGUUGUCAUAUUCAGACCUAUACUAUGUAUUGUGUCAGAGAUCGUUUUUUAAAACGUAUGUCUACCUUCCUACAUGUUAGCCAUCACGUAGGAAGUGAAAAUGUGUUUUUGUGUAAUAUUGUACUCUUUAAUUGAGAAAGAGUCCUAAACAUAAAUAGCCUCUGCAAACUCCAUGAACUGGUGUCUCCUGGAGUGCAAUUGUGUAUCCUCUUUAGAUCUCACUUUUAAAUCGGGAUACCAAUGGUGGUGCUCUAAUGCUGAGUGUUUCACCUUAAUGAAUCCCCUGGGAAACCCUGACCCUGGGAACCUUUAGAUCUCUCACUCCCCCAUCAUCACAUUAAUUCACCUCCAGAGUCUGUACGCAUCACUCGGGAGCUGCAAGACAUCACAGUGACCACCGGCCAGGAUGCUGUCUUUGCGUGUGAGUUGUCCCAGGAGGGCGUGACCAACGGAGAGUGGUGGCUGGGCGAUAACCUCCUCCAGAACAACGACCUGAACCAGAUGACCUGCCAGGGCCGGGUACACCGGCUGACACUACAGAUGGUCACCACUGACGAGUCAGGGGACGUGGCGUUUGUGGUGGGCGAGGAGAAGACUGUUGCCUGCCUACUGGUGGAAGAGAAGCCCAAAGGUAAUAGAGAUGUUAACGGAGACAUUAAAGAUGGCCUCCUCUUCCUCACCUAUCUCCAUCUCUCCAUCUCUAUCUUCCAUCAAACAGCUUUGUCUUGGCACGUUAGAACACCCUUUGUUCAUCUGCUGUGCAACAUCAUCCAUUCCAUCCUUUCUUUAGACGUGUGUUGGUCAUCCUCCUGGCUUUUCUUUUUAUAGUAUCUUUGUCUUUAAAGAUACUAUAAAAUGAAGUUGACAACAAGACGUUUGUCACUGAUAUAAACAUAUCACUUUGCUAACUUCAGUAUCAAUUUGAAUAUCAAUUAAGUGAUAAAUGCCUAAUGGUCAUAGUCUUUAUGGUUAUCAUUGGCAUGCUACUGAAAGUUCAUACAAGGCAUUUUAGACCUGUGGAAAAAGAGACACAUUAAAUACUGCCCAUAUAAAAACUGUACAAGUUUUACAUAUACAUGACACUUGACACUCAAAGUGCAUUACACUGUAUGUACUUAGCUUGGGAUUUCCAAUAUCUACAGCCUUAAUCCUAGAGAAGCCUCACGAUACAGUGGCCUUGGAGGGUGAGACAGUCACCCUGUCCUGCACCGUCUCCGACCCCACGGCCACCGUCACCUGGAGCAGGAAUGAUGUGGCCAUCAAAGCAGGACUCAAGUACGACCUGCGGAAGGAUGGAGCUCUCCUGCAGCUCCGCAUCCACAACUUGGAGAUGGAGGACUCUGGAACUUACUGCUGCGAUACCAGGGACGCACAGUGCACCGUCACCUUGAUUGUGGAAGGUAAAGAAUGAUGCCGGCACUAGAAAAGUUUGGACCCUCUGCACUGCAUCUAAUACCACAAAAUUGUUACCAGCCCAAACCUCACAGUGAAUGCUCUGGAUCAAGAUAAACUCAGGAUGAGUUCCCCCAAUAAUACUCUUCUUGACUGUCUUGCCCUCUACAAACUCCCAUGCACCCAGUCUUCCAUCAACAUACACUAACAGAGCCAUCUUACUCCCCUGUACACUACUUUACGUCCUCUGUCCGACACAGAUGUCAUGUCUCCUACUUCCACCAGGUGCCCCGGCAUUCUUCCAGAAGGAGCUGAAGAACCAGGAAGCCCAGGAGGGUGAUGAUAUCACUCUGCACUGUGAGCUCUCCAAGGCGGGCGCUCACGUGGAGUGGAGGAAGGGAGGCGUAGUCCUCCAGGCUGGUAAGAAGUACGAGAUGAGACAGGAGGGAUGCAUUCAGGAGCUCCACAUUCGCAACCUAGAGCCAGAGGACAAUGGCUACUACACCUGUGAUGCUGGAGACCAGCUCACCACGGCGUCAGUGGCAGUGCAAGGUAUAAUGUCACUACACCGUCUGUCUCUGAGAGGGUCCAUUUCUGUAUGGUCUGGUCUUUUCUUUUCUCAAGGAUGAAGGAAUUAAUUCCUAACGGUUUUAGAUAGCCUUUGUGGUUUCAACAAGUGUACUGUAUGUUAUGGCAGCAAGUUAAAGCUGAUCAGUUGCAGGAUGGAAUUUAAGUUUCCAGUCUUGAUGGAAUACAUAUGGUUAAAGGGAUAGUACACCAAAUUACAUAAUGACACAUUGGUUUCCUUACCCUAUAAGCAUGGUAUGACAGUAAUCCAUGCUUUGGGUUAGUUUACCUGGCACAUGCUAACAUUUAAGCACAAAUCCCAUUCAAUUAAUGGGACCGACAUUUUCUGCGCAUUAACAAAAUAUAGAUUGUAUCAUGGAACGUGUAGGAAAUAAAUAACCUAAUGAAGUGUGUAAGGAUGCUUGCCUACUUAAAGUCAAAGUUUAAGUGAGGAAUGAGACAGGUCAAGGUCGAAGUCAUCUUUAUUAUCCCAAAGUUUGGCAUUGUGAAAGCUUGGGUGAGUUGUGUGACUGUGAGUAGCAGUAUCUGAGUGUCUGAUUCUAUCUCCACUACUCUUCAGAGGCAGAGGUCCUCAUAGUGUGUGGUCUAAAGAGCACCAAUGUCUUUGUGGGCGAGUGGGCCACCUUCUCCUGCCAGCUCUCCCACAGUGUGACGCCUGGGGAGGUGCAGUGGUGGCUGGAUGGGUACCUUCUUCAGGACAGCCCCUCCAGCGAGAUAGGGCUGAGCCAGGGCCACGUCCACACCCUCACCCUAAAAGACAUGGCUCCGGACACCUCGGGCACAGUCAUGUUCAAAGCCAGCAGCCUGGUGUCCUACACCAAGCUCUUUGUCAAAUGUAUCAGGGAGGACUGGAGGAGCUAGAGGGAUUGAGAGGAGGAGGAGAGUGACUUCUAAAUUGCCAUCUCUUUUCUUGAGACCAUGCAGCAUCAAUGCUCAUUAUACACACACACUGGGGGACUGUCAAUGAAAGAUUUUUGUUAUACUUUUGGUAUACUUUUUCCUCUGAAGAAAAUCACCAGUGAAACUUGUGAUUAGAUAAAAAAAUAUAUAUUUAUUUAAUUUUCAGUGACCACCAGAGCAUUAGACUUAGACCCAAUUUCAAUAAAUUAUAGAUAUACAGUAGGAAACCACAUUGGUAGUACAAUAAGAAUGUUUACUCGUUUCACACGUUUUGUCCAAGGCUAAUGUUAAUCUUGACAGUAUUAUGUAGGUGUCCUAAAAAUAGUUCAAAGCUCCUAGUGGGAAUGACUAGAUCAGUAGCUAAUUACUUUUUGUGCCUCAUCCAUGCAUGCUUCCAUGCAUGAUCAUACAUUUGAGUCAUUUCACUGAGUUAGAAUGAGAGUUUUCAUGCUGCAUGCUUUUGAUAAGACCACAACAUACAGGAUGGUGCAGCACUAGAUUAUGUUUCCACCAAUUUCUUAGUGAUAUGCAGCAAGAGCUAUGUCAGUCAAUGAGGAUUCACACCCUUAGUUAAAUUGUGUAGCAAAACAUUUAGCUAAUAAUGGCAAAUGUUACCUAACAGUUGUGGUUUACAGAUACAGUGGCUUCCGAAAGUAUUCACCCCCCUUGGCAUUUUUCCUAUUUUGUUGCCUUACAACCUGGAAUUAAAAUAGAUUUUUUGGGGGGUUUGUAUCAUUUGAUUUACACAACAUGCCUACCACUUUGAAGAUGCAAAAUAUUUUUUAUUGUGAAACAAACAAAGAAAUAAGACAAAAAACAGAACUUGAGUGUGCAUAACUAUUCACCCCCCCUAAAGUCAAUACUUUGUAGAGCCACCUUUUGCAGCAAUUACAGCUGCAAGUCUCUUGUGGUAUGUCUCUAUAAGCUUGGCACAUCUAGCCACUGGGAUUUUUGCCCAUUCUUCAAGGCAAAACUGCUCCAGCUCCUUCAAGUUGGAUGGGUUCCGCUGGUGUACAGCAAUCUUUAAGUCAUACCACAGAUUCUCAAUUGGAUUGAGGUCUGGGCCUUGACUAUGCCAUAUUAAUGUUUCCCCUUAAACCACUCGAGUGUUGCUUUAGCAGUAUGCUUAGGGUCAUUGUCCUGCUGGAAGGUGAACCUCCGACCCAGUCUCAAAUCUCUGGAAGACUGAAACAGGUUUCACUCAAGAAUUUCCCUGCAUUUAGCGCCAUCCAUCAUUCCUUUAAUUCUGACCAGUUUCCCAGUCCCUGCCGAUGGAAAAACAUCCCAACAGCUUGAUGCUGCCACCACCAUGCUUCACUGCGGGGAUGGUGUUCUCUGGGGUUGAUGAGAGGUGUUGGGUUUGCGCCAGACAACAUCCCCGUUAGUGAGCAUUUCUCCUACGAUAAUCCAUCCACCUGACAGGUGUGGCGUAUCAAUAAAGCUGAUUAAACAGCAUGAUCAUUACACAGGUGCACCUUCUGCUGGGGACAAUAAAGGCCACUCUAAAAUGUGCAGUUUUGUCACACAACACAAUGCCACAGAUGUCUCAAGUUUUGAGGGAGCGUGCAAUUGGCAUGCUGACUGCAGGAAUGUCCACCAGAGUUGUUGCCAGAGAAUUUAAUGUUAAUUUCUCUACCAUAAGCUGCCUCCCCCAACGUUGUUUUAGAGAAUUUGGCAGUACGUCCAACCGGCCUCACAACCAUAGACCUAACCACGCCUUCCCAGGAUCUCCACAUCCGGCUUCUUCACCUGUGGGAUCGUCUGAGACCAGCCACCAGGACAGCUGAUGAAACUAAGGAGUAUUUAUGUCUGUAAUAAAGCCUUUUUGUGGGGAAAAACUCAUUCUGAUUGGCUGGGCCUGGCUCCCAAGUGAGUGGGCCUAUGCCCUCCCAGGCCCACCCAUGGCUGCGCCCCUGCCCAGUCAUGUGAAAUCAAUAGAUUAGGGCCUAAUUAAUUUAUUUCAACUGACUGAUUUCCGUAUAUGAACUGUAACUCAGUAAAAUCUUUGAAAUUGUUGCAUGUUAUAUUUUUGUUCAGUAUAUUUUAGUCAUAAUGUACAGUUCUAGUAAGCACCCACUCUAAUAUUAUUCAAAAAUUAUUGAAAUCUUAUCUGCCUACUGUAGUAUAUUCACAUUUAAAUAGAUUGCAUAUGAUGUAGUUUUAAUAAUUUUGUGGCAGUAUGUGUGAUGUAUGAUUGCUGUUAAGAAGUAAUGUGUGCACACGGGUAGUAAUUCAAAAAGAAUAAAAGAAAGUAUGUGCACAGAGUAUUUUAACUGAACUUGGUUUUAACUUUGUAGUUCUGUGGGUACAGUAGGACAGAUUUGACCUGUAAACAAACUUUGCUGCUGUAUGUGAGCCUAGAGAAACAGCAGUAGCUGGAAAUUGCAGUAUAGGGCAGUGCUGCUCCACCCAUCCACCCUGGCUGGCCACUUUCCCUUAUUUACUCUCAGCCUCACUUCCACCCUACAAUGCACCACCCCUAGCCUGCAAGCACUAAAACUAUCUAACCCUUCCUGCCUUUGCUCUGUAAGUAUGGAAUCUCUAGCCACCCAUGGGCAUAUUUCCCCUUUCUCAUUGGUUGGUUAGUGGGCAGUAGUUGUGUCCAGCUCCCCCUGCCUCUUGAGACAUUUGGGCCUUUCACUCCCCCUUCAGUUUGGAGUAUCAAAAACAACUGUCACAGAGUAAACAUUCACAUUCUGUAUUUAAGUGCAUACUGUAUUUGGGCACUGAGUGCUGCAUCCAUAAGAUGUACUGUGGAUCAAGGCACAUCUAUGCACAUUACUACAAUAAUAAGCCAUCUCUGAUACCACCAGUAAAUCUAUAUGGUAUACAAUUUCCCCACUGGGGAUCAAUAAAGUUAAUUCAAUUAAAAGUAAAAUAAACCAAAAUACUCCAAGGUGUACUGGGGUGUUUAUAAAGCCCAGGUGUUGUCCUUUGCCAUGUCGAGAGAGUGAAUGUCAGUCAUGAUGACCUUGUCAUAUGACCCUUGACCACUGCCCCCACUCUCAGACCCCACAGUAGAGGUGGUGAGUGAGAUGCAGGACCUUCGUGUGGCUGAGGACCAGCCGGCUGAGUUCAUCUGCCAGUACUCCCGGCCGGUCCAGGCCCAGUGGAAAAGAAACGGGCGGCCGUUGCAGCCUGACGGCAGGAGGGUGGUAGUGGAGCAGGACUGGACCGUGGCUCGCUUGUACAUUAGCCAUGUGUCCACUGAGGACAGGGGGAAGUACUCCUGUGAGGCAGAGGGGACCUGCGUGGUCGCCUUGCUGGAAGUGGAAGGUGAGCUUCUCUUCUCUUUUGGAAAGAGCAACUAGCUACCCUACCCUCCCCCUGAGCUUCACACUAUUUUUCUUUCUACUGUUUUUAUUGUUGUGUUCAGUUAUGAUUAGCAGAUAGCGAUUUCAAGCAGGUAAUUUGUUUUACUCAUUAUUUAUUAUUGUUUUAUUUAUGCAAUCUUUCCCCCAACCCUUUUUUGCAAUCAAUCCAGCCAGGCAAAGCAAAAUGAAAAAUUUACAUGGCUUCUAAACCAUGAGACCUGAUCAUGAAAAGCUCUGGGCCCUAGUUAUAGCGAUCAACUAUGGCCCAGAGAUUCUCAUGAUCAGGUCAGGAAAAACUCCUGGCCCUAGUGUCAAAAUGGAUAUCAGAAAGUUCAAAACAAAGCUGUCUAAAACUGUAAUUUCAUGCACUGUUUAAGUGUCCAGCAGUUUUGGCAGGUUUUCAUUGUGAGGUUCAGCUUGAAUAGCAGCAAGUGUCAAGCAAUAAAAAAUCCACUUGUCCUUCAGGCCACUGUGAACAUAAAAUCCCCACCAACAGUGGGGAAAAGGCUUGUCUAAUGACACAUUCUCCCCUCUCAGUUAAAGCUAUUAUCUUCCAGUAAACAUCCCUCUCCCUUCUCUCCUCUUCUCCCCUAUAGUCAAACCCAUUGAAAUCCUCCAGGGCCUGGAGAACAUGGACACCAUCGACGGCGGCGAGGCCCUGUUCGAGUGCUCUAUUUCUCGUUGCGAGAUCAAAGACUGCCGCUGGCUCAUCGACGGCAAGCCGGUGAAGGAUUCGCCAAACACUGAGAUCGUGUCCUUCGAGAGUGGCCGCCGCCACCUGCUGUUGCUAAAGGAUCUGCACGUCGGGGACAACUGCAAAGUGACCUUCCAGGCUGGCACCGCAGCAACCUCCGCCAUGCUCAAUGUCAAAGGUAUCCCACCCCAAUUAAUGCCCCCCUUAUGUUUGUCAGUAAGUUAGUUCUUGUUUUUGUUAAGGCCUGGUCUUAUGGUGAAAUGUACUGUGACAUACUACGGCUGAAAAUAAGGAGAAACUGCCUUAUAUUAUAUGAAGUGGAUUUUGUGUGCGUAGGCUGGCAGCUGGAUGUGGUGAGCGGUCUGGAGGAUAAGGUAGCUGUGGUGGGAGAGAAGGUAGAGUUCAGCUGCAUGCUGACUGAGCCUGUGCCUGAGGCGGAGGUAGUGUGGUACUCUAACGGAGCCGAGCUAAAGAAUGAUGACACCUGGGCCAUGCGGGCAGACGGUUGCUCCUACCAC
Molecule: messenger RNA, 12586 nt
Organism: Coregonus sp. 'balchen'
Lineage: Eukaryota; Metazoa; Chordata; Actinopteri; Salmoniformes; Salmonidae
Source: the annotation of a GenBank genome assembly